GAAGCACCGCAGAGAAAGAAAAUAAAAAUUAGAAAAGUGUACAACUAAUAGAGUGCAUCUCUUGCCUAAAUAUGUCUGCACCGCUGGAGAACCUGGAGACGCAGCUGGAGAUGUUCAUUGAGAAUGUGCGGCAGAUACGCAUAAUCGUCAGCGACUUCCAGCCGCAGGGUCAGAACGUCCUCAACCAGAAAAUCAACAGCCUGGUCACCGGCCUGCAGGAGAUCGACAAACUGCGCAACCAGGUACAGGACGUGUAUGUGCCCUUCGAGGUGUUCUUCGACUACAUCGACCAGGACAAGAAUCCGCAGCUCUACACCAAGGACUGCGUGGAGAAGGCCCUGGCCAAGAACGAGGAGGUCAAGGGCAAGAUCGAGAGCCUCAAGAAGUUCAAGUCGAAUCUGCUGCUCGAGCUGUACAAGACGUUUCCCAACGAAAUGAAUAGCUAUCGUGCGUACAGAAAGGACUCCAUGUGAAGAGUCCCAUCCUCUAACCCUAAGCCCUGAAAACCAUGUAGUUUUGUAAGCCUAACGUAUUUCAAUAAAUUUUAUACAUAUAUACACGAA
Drosophila persimilis is the source of this 563-nucleotide messenger RNA. It is a transcript of the gene MED10, whose product is annotated as mediator of RNA polymerase II transcription subunit 10. Gene Ontology annotation, molecular function: transcription coregulator activity. The record is from RefSeq and is a predicted model, not a curated record. Gene Ontology annotation, biological process: positive regulation of transcription by RNA polymerase II. The transcript is spliced from 2 exons. NCBI's taxonomy places the organism in Eukaryota, Metazoa, Arthropoda, Insecta, Diptera, Drosophilidae. The coding region runs from base 72 to 473 and encodes 133 amino acids. Gene Ontology annotation, cellular component: mediator complex; chromatin.